GGGAGAGGUACUGCCAUCUAUGCCCAUCGUACGAUGAGCUGCCGGAUGUGACCUGUGAGGAGGACUCCAUCUGGGUGACGUUCACGUUCACGCGGAGCUUUGUCGGCAUGCUCUACCCGAAGGGUCUGUCGAAGAACGAGCGCUGCGUGACGCAGGGUAAUGGAAGUACCCUGCUCACCGUGCGCGUGCCCUACGAAGACUGCGACACCUUGCGAGAGGACACGGAUGACGGUAACAGGUCGUUUACGAGCACGGUGGUAGUACAGAGUCACCCGCUGCUGGUGACAGGGGAUGACACCGCCUACCAGAUCGGCUGCUACCUGCCACUGACCGCGUGGAAGGAUGUUAAUACAAGGUUCCGGGUCAGCACGGUGACGGAACCGCCGGAGCCUCUGUGGGCGACGCCCGCCAUGCCAGCAUGCUGGUUGCUCAUCAGCGCCACCCUUGGUGGAGCGGCCGUCAGGGGCGCUGUCGGCGUCGGUGAUCCUCUCUUCUUCAGCGUCGAGAUGGACAAGAGUGCUACGUACGGCUUUACGGUGCACAACUGUAGCGUACGCGAUGACGUCAUGGGGAUGUCGCAGACGCUCAUCGACGAAAACGGGUGCGCCGUCGACGAGCGACUGUUCGGACAGUUUACCUAUGAUCAGGAAGCUCAGCGCGUCUACACGGAGUUCCACGCAUUCCGAUUUCCGAAUAGAGCUCAGGUGUUAUUCCGCUGUGACGUCAGGCUGUGCCUCAAGCCGCGGUGUGUCAUACGAUUCGGCAAACAUCGUUAA
Messenger RNA from Priapulus caudatus, 776 nucleotides. RefSeq names its product cuticlin-1-like. The record is from RefSeq and is a predicted model, not a curated record. The transcript is spliced from 7 exons. The coding region runs from base 108 to 776 and encodes 222 amino acids. NCBI's taxonomy places the organism in Eukaryota, Metazoa, Priapulida, Priapulimorpha, Priapulimorphida, Priapulidae.